Messenger RNA from Phytophthora nicotianae INRA-310, 1254 nucleotides. RefSeq lists its product as hypothetical. The record is from RefSeq and is a predicted model, not a curated record. The coding region runs from base 123 to 1019 and encodes 298 amino acids. NCBI's taxonomy places the organism in Eukaryota, Oomycota, Peronosporomycetes, Peronosporales, Peronosporaceae. The transcript has a single exon.
CCACACAUAACACCAAAGCAAAUUGCUUUGCUGCUUUUGCAAACCUCACUCUCCAUUCUUCCUUGUCGAACACAAGGACCUACCAACAACCUCUAAGCUUUUCUGCAGCUACUAAAGCAGUGAUGAAGUUCACGACCGCCUUCGCCGUUGCCACCGCUGUGGCUUUCAGCUCCACUGAUGCUGAACGACUCAAGACCGGUGUCUGCUACUCUCCGUGGCACCACCAGAACGUUAACUGGGACGUGCUGCAGAACGACAUGAGGCAGGUGGCCCAGCACUUCUCGAGCAUCCGUACCUACGAGGCUUCGCUGGCCGGUGUGAACGCGGUCGACAUGGCUGCUGCUGCCGGCAUUCGUGUCGCUGUGGGUGUGCAACUGCAAAACCCCGGCCGUAUUGAUGCGGAGAUUCAGGCGGUGUGUGAAGGCUACGCUCGCAAUCCGUGGGCCGUCGAAGCUGUCUACGUCGGCAACGAGGACAUGCAGAACGGUGGAUUCGGCAAGUUUUCGGCCGACCAGCUCGUCGGCUACAUCAACCGUGUGCGUGCCUGUGUGGGCAACACGCCAGUCGGUUCGGUGCAGCGCAUCAACGAGUGGCUGAGUUCCGAUGGUGCGUGGAAGCUGGCGAACGCGUGUGACAACAUCGGUGUCAACAUCUACCCGUUCUUCACGCAGGGCUCGCAGCCUGCAGUGGAGAAGCUGCAGGCGCAAUGGCAACAAAUGGUGUCCAAGUUUGGCCCCAACAAGCUCCACCUCACGGAGACUGGCUGGCCGUACGCCGGUGAGAACUACCAGAAUAACCAGCCGUCGUACGAGGGCAUGCAGCAGUACCUGAACGACUACGUCAAGUGGUCUGCCGACAAGGGCCAGUCGUACUGGUUCAUGAUGUACGACACGACUGUGAGCUACACGGGCGCUGAGUACGAGAAGCACUUCGGUCUCUUCGGUACGGACAUGAAGCCGCACGUCAACAUCCCACAGUGCCCCAACCCGAACCAGCAGCAGCGUCUUCGUCGCGACUAAGCACCGAGUGUUCGGUGAGUGAUAAUGGAACCUACAAGGACGCCCAUCAUCACUGGAGACACACAAGGAGAAUACAAGAAUUUCAAGCCAAUUGACGAACUACCUCAUUACUUAGUAAUUAAUCAAUGAACGUAAUGCAGUUAAACGUUUGGCGAACUGACAAUGAACUGAUACUGAAAUGUGCUGUCCAAAAAACUAGAAAUUUUACUUCAGCAAAUGAAUCAUAACUACUCUG